AUGGGUCAAAUGGAAACAAUAGGAAAUACCAGAACAAGUUCUCUCUCUCUUCUUUCCUUCUACUCCUACAUCCUCUUAUCCAGUUUCUUUAUCCUAUUUUGCUCUGCUGUAGAUACCAUGACUCCAAAUCAAUCCAUCAGUGAUGGAGAAACACUUAUUUCUUUGGACCAAAAGUUUGUACUAGGAUUCUUCAGUCCUGCUGCUACUACGAAUCGAUACGUUGGAAUCUGGUAUAACAAUCUUCCGAUACAAACAAUCGUAUGGGUUGCCAACAGGGAAAACCCGCUUGCAGAUUCAACAGGAGUUUUCACUCUCCGGAACGACGGCAAUCUUGCGGUUUUGGACGGACAACAAAACAUUGUCUGGUCGACAAACACUUCAACAGUUUCAAAAAAUGCAACUGCUGUACUGGCGGAUUCUGGAAAUUUCAUCUUGAGGGAAGGAAAUCCCCAGAAUUUCGCGGGAAGGAUUCUAUGGCAGAGUUUUGAUUAUCCAUCUAAUACUCUUGUUCCUGGUAUGAAGGUUGGAGUGAACUUAAAGACAGGAGAAAACAGGGUUCUCAGGUCUUGGAAAAACAUAGGAAACCCGGCUCAGGGAAGUUUCACAUUUGGGGUCGACCCAUUGGCAUCCAAUCAGCUGUUUAUCUGGCCUAGAAAAACGGAGUACCCACCGAUGUUAGUCAAUUUCCCCACUCUAAAAUCUAUACCAAUAAGCCUGAUGAACGACACAGAAGAAGUGUAUUUGGAGGUUUCCUCUGUGAACAACAGUAUGAGGCUCGUGAUGGACGUAUCAGGGCAGCUGAGGUUGUUCAUGUGGUUCAAUACAAGCCAGCAGUGGGUCCGAUUAUGGUCUCAACCAAGCGAACCAUGUAGCGUCUACGCGAUUUGUGGACCUUAUGGCGUCUGCAACACUUACAAAUUGCCACAGUGCAAGUGUCUGCCGGGAUUCAGGCCCACGUCAAGUGAGAACUGGGAAUUGGGAGAUUAUUCAGAGGGGUGCGGGAGAAGGUCGGCCUUGCAAUGCGGGACCAAAGACAAGUUCUCGCCUAUGACAAAUGUGAACUUGAGUAUAUCAGGCUCAGCCUCCGUGUUGUCGUUGAGCGCUGAAGACUGUAAAAGGGAAUGCCUCAACAACUGCAGCUGCAGUGCUUAUGCAUAUGCUGCUGCUCAUAAUAAUUCUUGUCUACUUUGGUCUGCGUCUGCCCAGUUGGUUGAUAUUCGAGAUGGUUUAAACACAAGCAAAGAUCUUUACAUUCGCUUAGGCUUAGCAGAUGGAGAAUUUGCUGCAGGUGGUUCAAGCCAUACAAAGAGACUGACUCUUGUGGUGGUGCCGGCCGUAGCCGUUGUGCUUGGGAUUUUAGUCUUGGGAAUCAUGAGGUGGUGGAUAAUUCAGAGCAAAGCAAAAAAGAAGCAAUUAUCGUUGAGGUCACUCCCUUCAGCUCUAAGUACCUCGAGUGCAAAAUCGGCAUUAGAUGCAACCAAGUUGGAAGAAGACGAAGAAGAGGAAGGCCUUGAUAUUCCAUUUUACGGUUUCCAAGUUAUAGAAGCUGCAACCAAUAACUUUGAUGACGCCAAUAAACUGGGACAAGGAGGAUUUGGGCCUGUUUACAAGGGUAAAUUGGCGGGAGGUAAGGAAAUAGCAGUGAAGAGACUAUCCAAGAAUUCGGGACAAGGAAUUCAGGAAUUCAAGAAUGAGGUUAUAUUAAUUGCCAGGCUACAACACAGGAACCUUGUUAAGCUUCUAGGCUAUUGCAUUCAUGGAGAUGACAAGAUGUUGCUAUAUGAAUAUACGCCCAACAAGAGCUUGGAUUACCUUCUUUUCGAUGAAAACCGAAGGAUGUCAUUGAAUUGGGAAAAACGCUUCAACAUCAUCAUUGGAAUUGCAAGAGGGCUUCUUUACCUUCAUCAAGAUUCCAGAUUGAGGAUCAUCCACAGGGAUUUAAAAACUAGCAACAUCCUUCUAGAUAAGGAGAUGAAUCCCAAAAUAUCAGACUUUGGUAUGGCAAGGAUCUUCGGGAGAGAUCAAACUCAAGGAAAUACUAGUAGAGUUGUAGGAACAUACGGUUAUAUGUCUCCGGAAUAUGCAUUGGAUGGACUAUUCUCAGUGAAAUCUGAUGUGUUUAGCUUUGGGAUCAUACUGCUUGAGAUCGUCAGUGGAAGAAAGAGCACUGGUUUUUACCAGUCGGAAGACAACUUAAGCCUUUUAGGAUAUGUGUGGCAUUUGUGGAUACAAGAUAAGGGAGUGGAUUUAAUUGACCCAUCAUUAGCAGAAGCAUGCAUUAAUAGGUCGGAAGUCUUGAAAUGCAUCCAUGUGGCUCUCUUGUGUGUUCAAGAGGAUGCUAUAGACAGACCAACAAUGGCUUCUGUUUUGGUCAUACUACUUAGUGAAACUGCUGCACUUCCACCACCAAAAAGACCCGCCUUAUUUGUGAGGAGAAGCGUUCCCAAUAUAAAGUUUCCCUCAUAUGAACCCUCAACUUGUUCCUCGAAUCACGUCACAGUAACUUUCAUACAAGGUCGAUGAAGGGGAUAAGAUUCAAGGUAUAUAACUAGAAUCACUAGGUGGAGGUCUGUUGUAACAUGUAUUUGUAUCAUAAUCCUGUAAUUUGUUCCUUCAUGUUUA
Molecule: messenger RNA, 2622 nt
Organism: Nelumbo nucifera (sacred lotus)
Lineage: Eukaryota; Viridiplantae; Streptophyta; Magnoliopsida; Proteales; Nelumbonaceae
Product: G-type lectin S-receptor-like serine/threonine-protein kinase At4g03230
Biological process (GO): recognition of pollen; protein phosphorylation
Cellular component (GO): plasma membrane
Molecular function (GO): ATP binding; protein serine/threonine kinase activity
Source: RefSeq, a predicted model, not a curated record